GUUGAUUCUUAGAACUGGGGGUUCUUAGAAGUGGUGAUGCAAAGAUUUUCUAGGAAAGCCCUACCAGGUGAUUCGCUUUUCUCUUUAUUUUUUUUUUUUUUUUUUUAUUAUUACUUGCCAAUUGCUUGGAGUUGAAGUUCCCUGACUGUUUUCUUCUGUCUUUUUUAUGCUCUUUUUUUUUUUUUACUUUAGACAUUAUGUAUAUGUACAUUAUUAUUAUGGUUAUUAUUUUGUAUUUAUUUUUUAUUUUUGUCCGGCAUAGGAUUUACUUGUUGAUGGAUACAUAUGCGAAUUGUAGUGUUAUUUUGUAUCCCUUGUCAUGUGUGAUGAUUUUCUAUUAUUUAUUUAUUUUUUAUAAUUGGAAAUUGAUUUCUUGGACCGAUGCAUAUUUUGAUGAUGCAUUUUCUUUAAUUGGAGUAGUGGAUUGCUAACAGUGCAUGCUGCUGGAGUUUAUAAACCAUUAUUGUGGAUUUCGUCUGUGAUCCAGCAUGAUUGGGACUCCCAGAUCCCAUGCCUGUCUGUGUCUGCCUGCCUGCCUACCAGCCAGCCAGCUCCCAGUGCCAUUCUCUCUCUCUCUCUCUCUCUCUCUGUCUGGUUUCUCUCCACUUGCUCCAGGGCAACAACCAGACUAGCUACAGGGGCAGGUUAUAUAGUCAGUCUGAUGGCUAUAUUCUAGCUAUAUCAUGUGUGUGAAUGUGUGUGUUGAAGAAUGUGCAGAGGCUGAUCUUCACUUGCUCAUCCUGCUGCGUCUGAUAAACAGGGGAGAGACUUUCAUGGCAUUUCUGUGGCUCCUGUUCCUGAUCAGAAUAUGAAUACAGGAAGGGAUGGAGCGGGGCUUUUAGUAUUUGGGCUUUGCACCUGUACCCUGCUUAUUUCUACUUCUUCCAAAGCUACUGAUUUGGGAGUCACAUUUCUAAGAGGGGUAGUGGUGGUGGGGGUGCUGGCUAUGAGGCUGCAGGGCUACCAAUACCCCUUAUUGUGCUUGUGAUCUCCAUGGGCAAUCUGUUGAUUGAUGUCUAGUUGUGUGUUGGAGGUUUGUGACUGCCCUGUGUACUUAGAACUUCUGUGAGUGAGGCCGCUCGGUGUGCCAGUGACUGGCUAGGGGGGCUAGUGGCUACUCCAGACCCGCGCGGGUCCUCCUGCCUCUCCCCCUGUUUACAUGUGUCUCGCUCGCUACACAACUCUGAAAGUGGGGGAUUAUAAGGAUUUAACGUUUUCUCCUAAUGUUCCCGGAUCCCCUGUCCAGUCUUAAUGACCGUUAUGGGGAUUAAAAUGCCAAAGUAAAAGAUCUCAUUAUUGGAACUGCCUCUGUUUUUAAUGUUUAAAGUCCGACUGGAAUAUUUUGGAUUUUUUUUUUCUUUUUUCGAAGUGUCAAAAAAAAUGUUUUUAUUUAAUAAUACAUUUAUAUCACUUAAAUAAGUGUACACAUAUUUUUAUACAUCACAAAAUGAUAAAUGCGCUUAUAUAUAAAUUUAUUUCUUAUGUAUAUUUUUCUAUAUGUCUAUAUAUAAAAGGCCUGUAAAAUAUUAUUGCAGAGGCUGAUCGCAUGGAGCAUAUGUUAGUACAUGACUGUAGACGUGCUCCUAUGUGCGGGCACAUGGGUUAUUUAUGAGGGUAUUAUCGCAAGGGAUGAAGACAGACUGCGAUGCCCAUGUCGCCCUCCUGUGUGCUCACUGUUUACUAUGAAGAAGCUUGGCACAGCCAGUGAGACUCGUAAAUCAGCCUCCCAAAGUGAAGGAGUGCUGGCUCUGCUCCACACGCUAUUCCUGGAGGUAUCUGAGCUCAGUGCCAUCCAUGUCUGUAGGACAGAGACCUCCUCAAACAGGCAGGGGUAGGGGGAGGGGGUGCCCCCAAAUAGUCAAUUAACCCUUCAAGCCCAGAAUAGGGCAAUAGAUUGCAAAACUUAGCAUACUUCUAACUUAAGCAGAAAUCAUAGAUGUUUGUUGGGUUGUUUUUCCCUAACCCUUUGGGUGCCGUAGGUGUGAAGAGUGCUCAUGUUUUGGGUGCACCUAUAGCACUCAAAGUGUAAACGUGAUUAUUCCCAACUUUCUAUACUUCGCUGCAAACAUGACAGAAUGAGAAUCACGAGUUAAUAAUAAAAUCGGGUAACCUCCUGGUGGGUAACCUGUAAAGAGAGACUAAAUUUGGACAUUUGUUGUUCGUUGUGACCUAGAUUACUAUGUGGCAUAAUGUGGGAAUAAGCAGAAUAAUGUUAACCCUGUAGAUGCCAGUUUACGUGGUAGGUUUCUCUGAGAAAGGUUCGAGGUUAGAAAUGCUGUUUAGCACUCCGAUCUAAUCAUUUAGCCAAACAGUGCUUUGUUUUAAGAUGGUUAAUAUUUAGAAACUUGACAUUCUUAUUCCGAAUCCUGACAAUCUAAUUCCGAAUCCUGGCAUUCGCAUUCCUAAUGUGUCACUCUCAGAGGCAGAAAUAGAUCGUUUAGAAUUACUUGUGAAGUUUGUACUAACCUCAAGUAGCGAGUUCACACAUGUACUACACACCAUGACAGACAGCAGCUCAUUAGCCUAUACCCCGCUUUCACUGAUGCAUACCGUGAUAAUAUAAGGACUAUAUAGAGUUACAAUGUUAUCAUUGUUUCUAUAUAGCUGCUUCAUACAUAUUCUAUACUCAUGGCGGAUUUUAGAAAGAUCAUGAAAUAUCUGGGCGCCUGCUAAAUUUCAGAAAUUAGUUUUGUGUUCAUUAGGAAUGAGGAACUUAUUAAACAUUUCGCCUUUGGGGGUGUGGGGGUGCAUAAAGUUAAUCUUAGAGGCAUUUUAUUGGGGACAUUUUGAUAAAUCCUGAUUUAAAUGACUAUUUUAUUAAACUUAUAUUUGAGAGAAUUGUGGAAAAGUUUGCGCUACUAAUCUGCGCGCCAUAUGUAUGUUUGGUAGAAUUGGGUCAUGUUCUGUACUCGCCCCAAAGAGACAUUGGUAAAAUGAUUUUUGUUAGUGAAGUCAGAUUCAGUAAGAGCUGUAUAUAUGGCCUAGAACAGGCAUAGGCAACCUUCGGCACUCCAGAUGUUUUGGACUACACCUCCCACGAUCCUUUGCCAGCAUUAUGAGUGUAAGAGCAUUAUGGGGGAUGUAGUCCACGGCAUCUGGAGUGCCGAAGGUUGCCUAUCAAUGGCCUAGAACAUUAGCUUGCAGAUGUCAGCCUUUAAGCGGCUCCAGCCCAACAGUAGAAUAUUUUCCAAAUAAUGGUAAAUAACAGCUCACAUUUCUGUGCCGUGUGGUGCUCUGCUGACCCCAUCUGGUCCGAAUUACAAUGACAGGCAUUAAUACAAUUUCUUUAGAAUGGUAUGUUCCCUAAAUUUAGUUUCACGCUGGUUAAAUGGUGUUGUAAGCAAGGAGAGAACCAAAUCAUGCAUUUGAAUGUUUAAACAAAUUAACUUCGCUGGGUAGGGACACGACUCCUAAUGAAAGGGUUAAAUGAUAGAAAUUCUUCUCCCCACCCCACCACCACCAUGGCUGCAAAGAGGUUAAGUGGAGGUUUCGCAUUCCUGUGCUCCAGCUGUAAGCCUUACAAUUUUUUUUUCUUGACUCUUCUCCUAUUUCAUAUGAGUAGCAAAAACAAAAACAUAAAGCUUUAUGCUAGCAGAUAUACUUCAUAAACACAAAGCUAAAGCACCGCGCUUACAGCAGCAGUAGCUUAGUAUCCAACAGCUCAAAUUACCUCCAUAUUGUUUAAAGGUACAUAGGGAUUUAGGUCCGAGCGCAGGUAACAUUCUCUUUGCUUUUAGAUAAACUUUAUAUCUAUAGCCUCCUCCAUUAGCUGACUCAUUAACCAUUUGUUUUCCAAGAAUGUUACAGUUUGGCAGCAGAGGGGCCAAAUAAGUUAUUUGUAUAAAGCCCUAAAUAAUUCUACAGCAUUGUAGCACUAACAUUUUUAUUUCACCUGUUUAAAGAGAUACAAUGGGGAAUGUUAGUGAAUGCCUCUAUAUGAAUUAGCCAACUCCCUGAUAUAAUUGGAAUUUAAAAUGGAGUAUUGUCUAGUCAUCUUUUAACAAUGACAUAGAUGAUGUACAUGGCAGUAGCUUGUUAAUUCACAAAUACACUAUCAAAUCGACUGACCUAUUUUCAGUUGGAAUCUAAUUGUAAACUAAUACAAAUUGUGGAAAUAAAAUGUUCUCAAUAGAUUGUUCCCAGUGUCAAAGGACUCUUCAAUGCAUUGGGGAAAGGCUGUGAUAUUUUAAAUAAACAAACUGCUGUGGGCAACCAAUGAAUGUGUUUUGCUUGUUCUAAACAUCUGAGACUCAGUUUUGUGUCCCCACUGAGAAAUGAAGGUGUGCUGGGAAUGAAUUCCCUGCUAUUUACUGAAAACUCACAAAUUAGAAAGAUGUUUCUGUAAUACUGCAUUAUUUUGAAGAUCGUGUGUCAGAAGCCAAAAAAUAAGAAAUAUGGGUUUCAUAUUCUUAUGGCAUACAAAAAAAGGAGGAAGCUAUGUUUCUCAGUUUUGUUAGUUCCUGUCUGUCCUCAGUAGGACUACAAUUAUAGUAAUAGCACUCAGAUUAUUUGAUAAAGAGGUCCUACAGAAUUGCCACUAAGUAAGGAAUUCCAUUGAAAGUCAUUGCAAACGACACAAGUUGUCUGUUCGCAGUUUUAUUCCAUGACCACUCUUUUGGGACCACAAGAUCGUGGUGAAGAAAUUGUAUGUUUGUGUCAGUUUUAAAAGAUUAUAAAAUAUUUAUUAUUUUUGUGAGAAAAUGCAAAACAUUAGAAAAAGUGCAUGUGUUUAAUUAAUCUAUAAUAUUUUUGUGUGCACUCAUAAUGGGAAGGAGUAUUAAAAUUGGAAAAGGAAUAUAAUACUGCCAUCUAGUGGCUGAAAAAUGCAUUGCGAUGACCAGAUGCUAGUGGGAGCUGGAGUUAGUCACUGCAAAAGAAUGCAUCCAAACUUUUUGCAGGAAUGUCUGUUUGGACUUGAUAUCUAUAACUGUUUUUAUACUGCUGUUUAUACAGCUAUUACUUACCGAAGGCCGUCUUUUUCUUGUGAAUGUGUGUGCUGUUGUUCGCAACAAUUUAUUGUCAUUGCUAUAGACUAGAAUAAUCUAUUCAGUUUAUUACAGAUUUAACUUGUGUCAAAAUUCUGUAAACAAGACUCCUAUCUAUGGUUCUUGAAUUGAGUUCAGGAACUGUAUUUAACCUGAGCUGGACUAAGCAUAGCCAUCAAUGAGGCAGUGGUGCUUUGUUAUUAAAUUGAUAUUAAUUUCAAUAUCUUGGUUGGAAAAUCGUGAGACACUCUGGGCUACCUACUUCUUUGCAACAAAGUACCAUCAGGACAUUUUUCCAGAUUAGUGUGCCUAAAGUAAGCAUUUUACCAUUUCAUUUCUGAAAGUAAAUCAGUGCUCUACAAAUAAAAACAUAUUUAGACAAACAACUUUUUGGCCGUUCAUCCUUUGUGAACUAUGUCUCUUGUAAUUCUUAGUUGUUUGUCUGACAGUUUCAUCCAACAUAAUUGUUUGCAAAUAAACAAAACAGUAAAAUGCACACACUCAAAAAGGGGAGAAUACUUCCUGCAGGGUGCUCCAGAAAGGGAGGGCCAAUCCUUGAAGACAUCAAAUGGGAAAACAAAGAAAUAUCCAGGUACACCCGAGGUUUCUUCUAAAAGGCGGUCUUUAUUUGUUUUGGCUGCUCUCUGAGCCUUUAUCAAAUAAUUAUUUUUGAUAAAGGCUCAGAGAGGAGCCGAAACAUUGUCUCCACUUCCUUGUUUCAAAUAAAGACCGCUUUUUAGAGGAAACCUCAGGUGUGCCUGGAUAUUUCAUUUUUCCCCCCCCCAGUUUUAUCAAACAUAUCAUUCACGGCAGUAGUGUCAAUGAUUAGCAAAUUGUAAGUUAAAGUGUAACUCUGAACAAGGCUAAACCUUUAUCUCGUUAGGGGCAUGUGAUCUAGAGCCUUAUUCUUGAAAAGACUAAUUUGCUUUAUUGGCAACAUUUCUGUUACAAUGGAAAUUAAGAGUACAAAAUGAGAGUUUCUCACAUGUUUUCCUCAAAGGUUAGAGAAACUAUGAAGUUUCUGACUCAUAAAUGAAUUUCGACUUGUGGUUUUAUUUACUUGCAUUUGUACAGUUUAGAUAAAUGUAUUUUGUGAAUUUUUGUUGAUGGUAGCAUUAACUAAUUCAUAGCUAUCCUAGUGAUAUGAUUCAUAUAUUCACUAACGAAAGAGUGCAUUGUGGUGAGCAGACAAAUGAGUUGCAAAACUUUGAAUAAUACAGAGGAGUUUAAAAAAAUAUCGCAUUCUGCUUUUCCAAAUGUACCAUUUUAAUGUGCUUUUUUGUAAUUCAGUUCUCAGAUCACCACAAAGUGCUAUGUAGUAAAAGACAUCUAUUAGUUAUUCACUAAAGUGUGAAUUGUUAGGAAAUCAAAGUGAAUUAUUAAUUUUAGACCAAAAUAGCCAACCUAAAUACAAUUGACUGGGAGAACGUUUGUUUCCAGUUCUUCUGUUUAGGACUAGAAUUUGCACUUUAAUUCUGGACACUUCACUCUUUAGUAAAUAACCCUGUUUGUUUGUGUCUCUUGUACUUGCUACUAUUAUAAGUUGUUGGUUAAACAAAGAAGGAGGAUCACUUCAGAGAUCUCCUGUUGCCCUUUGCAAUCCCUGAAGGCUCUGUGUGUUUGUCACUAAUUAUUCCAAUGAACUUGAAAGUUCUUCUCCAUAGUCAAACCUAGUCCUCUUACUUCUCAACACUAACAGAGUGUGUGUUAAGGAAUUACAACUCCCAUCACUCUCAAUGAUCUUGAUAUUGAUGCUAUUUUUAAGAAUAGCAUCAAAAGGGUUUUUCUUUUGAAUUUUGCACAUAACCCGUGUCUCACUUACAUCUCAUUUAAUAACCAAGUAAAUGCAAUAUUAUAAUAACCCAGCAAAUGCAAUGUUUCUACCUUUAUGUGAUUACAUUUUUUUUUCUCAAAUAUCAAAGUUAAAACACAUUUUGCUAUCUAGACCCCAGGCCAGUUCUUCUUAGCAGUGCAAACUCUCUAGGAAAUUCCUCCCCCUCUGCCAUGAUCUGUGUGUUUGUGAUACAGUGACAAGACUAUUCUAUUUCUUAAUUUGUUGAAAUAUGUAAAAAAAAAAAAGUUGCACAGAACGGUGCAAAUUCUUUUAUCGGGGGGAUGAACAGGAAAAUGGUUGUUAUUCAUAAUUCAGCAAAAGCAGUAUAGGAGCAAGCCAGUGUUUUUACAAACCAUUGAUAUAUUAAAAGUAUGUGUAUUCAUGAAUUAUUUAAUUAGGUGUAAGAUGGUUUUAUUCCAUUUGAGAAGUUAAGCAGUUAUUUGUUUUGCUUGUUCUUUCUGAUUAGAAAACACUACUGUUUCUUCUCAAUGGAAAACGCACUAUGCUAAAUUAGUCUGUCAUUGCAGAACCAUGCUGCCAUGUAGUGGCCACUUUAUAAAAUUGUCUGGUGAGGCCUUGUCAAACAUGCUGACACCUGCUAUGUUAUAUUUUGGCAAGGUGGAAUUUCUGGGUAGGAUAAUUGUUCCUAUGGGAUUGUAGAUUAUAUUUGUAGUCGUACAGUUGCCAGAGAAAUGGCAGGGAUUAGGUCAGAUCUGAUGGGGCUGCAGUCCUUGGUUGAAACCAGGAAAAUAAAUCAUUUGCAGAGUUUCUUGAAAAUUUCGAAUGACAACAGCUGUAAGGCCACAUUCUCUGUGCUUCUAGUUAAGCUGAAUCAAGUGCUUCUGUGCUAGGAGCAAAUGUUAUGUUUUCAUAAUCACUUAAGCAGAGAAAAGUUAUUUUUAGCCUGCUCACCUAUGGAAGAUCAACAUAGUGAAAAAAUGUUACAUUCCAGGCAUGCAUUACAUAGUUACAUAGUAAAAUUGAGGAAAAAAAUAAAUAAAAAGUAAAUUUUUCCCAAGUCCGUCCAUUCACGUAUGAACUAGAUAUAGAUAUACGUAUCCUACCAGCAGCUUCUCUUAUUAAAAAUAUCCCUUAAAGCGGUAUUAACUUUUACGAUGGGAAUAAUGAUUCAAUUUUGUGUUUGGAGAUCUACUUGGCAAUCCUAGAAGGGAAGAGGGCUGAAGGCAUUCUAAGUCCGAGGCUGGCUUUCCAGGAAACACAUAGUUUUGGAAGUUAUUGGGUAAAGUAAUCGCAGAGAGUGUAAAACAUUUCCCAGCACUAUCCUCCCCUUUCUUUGUUAGAAAAUAAUGUUAACUUACAGCAUCUGUGGGCAGGUUGUGUGUAAACCAAACAUCAGUAACAGAGUGCAAACCAGUUAAUGCUCUACAGUCAGGGAAUAUGGACAGAACCCAACUAAUUAUAUAGAAGGUAACUUGCUUCCUAUUAUUGUGUACUUUUGUUUCUCCAAUUUAUUUUCAAACAGAUUAUUUCAUUUAAUUAGCACUGCUUAGAAUAUUUUAAAGUGAUACAAUCAAGACCUUAGGCAAUUUCUAGUGUUUUUUCCAUUUUUGUUUUUUUUUGUUUUGUAUAUCUAUAUAUGUUUAUGUGAAAUUUUAUUAUGUUAUAUACAAUUCUUUGUAUGCAGCUCUGUGUGUAAAAUUAUUUUUAUAUUACCUGGUCCCACAACACUCUAAAACCACACACGUCACUUUAAACGGAGCACUUAAAAGCAAUGCAGCUCUGUAAAAUGCAUUUACUAUAAAUUUACCCUUAAAGUGGACACAAGGGAAGAGUGUGGGAGUGUCAAUGGCAGUGUAAAAGCCAUGAACAUCUGUAAACCACAAACAGAUAUAAAGGACACCUCUUGCUAUACUGUUUACUGCAAUUAUAAAAACAUAUAGAUAUAAUUCCAAAAGAUGCAUUUUGUUUGCUACCAAAGAUGGGUACAUUUCUGUAGCAUGCUUACAGUGCUAGAAAGGAGAGCACCAAUUCACUAAUGUGCAGCUGGAGGGGAUAAAAAAAAAAAUCAUAAGAAGAAAAAAGUUAAUUUCUUCAAGAUAGCCAAUGGUUUGUUUUAAAGAGGAACAAGUUAUUGAAAAGUGGAACAAAAACCUGCCUUAACCUUGUCUGGCAUUAAGAGGAAUGGGGCAAGGCAGAAACCUGGUUACAUGGUAAUGUCACUGGCAGUUUUUACCUGAUACACAGUCAGUGACUGUGCUCUUGUGUUUUAGUGUAGGUUGGACAAAGCCACAAGACAAGGGAAGUGAUUCAUUUUCACAGUUCCUUAGAAAAACAAGGUGAAAUCUAGCUUUUAGAUUAAAAUACAAAAUUAGUUUCAGGACCGACACAGGAUCUCAUUUUGAUUCUCAAUAAAAAAAAAAAAUAAUACACAUACAUACAUACAGGUCUGGAUAUAGAAUAGGAAAAUGAAAUAUAGUAAAUAAGACAUUCAUCCUCAAGAACAAUUUGGUAUUUUUUUUAAUUUUUUUUUUUUCAUUAUUAGUAACAUUUUCAGCUUAUGGGAUAGAGAUACCUGUCUGGUUUAUUAUUUUAUUUAAGAAUAAAACAAAUUGUUCUUGCUUGUGAAUUGAUGAGCCUGUUGACUUUGAUCAGUCUUGAAAAAAUUGCAACAAUCUAAAACAUAUUCUAUUUAUUUUGUGUUUUCCAGCAUUCAAACAGGAAUUUGGAUUGUGAAUUGAGAUUUUGGGUAAGUGUUUGUUUAUGCUGCCUGUUUUUUUUUUUUUAAAUGUUGUAUUUUCAUGAACAGCAAUAUCUGCACCUGCACUUUACCCUACUUUCAUUGUUCACAUAGUCACUACACCAUAAAUAACCAAAACCACCAGAAGUGGAAGUUAGAAAAGUAUUUGAAACUGCAUAUUUCUCCCAUAAAAAAAACAAAACUUUCAUUUGCACAUAUACAGAGAGGUUUUGCAUGCACUAGUAAUAGCAAAGAGCUCUACAAUUAUUCUGUGUUUCUAAUGCGUUAUGAUUUAUUUCUUUUUUUUAAUCUAGAAAAGGGCACACUAUGGCAUCCCCAACUGACAGUUGCAUCCAGUUCACGCGACAUGCAAGUGAUGUUCUUCUGAACUUAAACCGCCUUCGAAGUAGGGACAUCUUGACUGAUGUUAUCAUAGUGGUGAACAGAGAACAUUUUCGUGCUCACAAAACUGUCCUCAUGGCCUGCAGGUGAGUUGUUGUGCGUACAACAAAAAUGUAAACUCAUAGUAAAGGUUGCAAAGGAACAUGUAGACAUUUGUUUACUGAAGAUGGUUUGCAAAAUGACUUCUUCAGCUGGAAUCAUAAACUUGUGUUAAAUUUGGGAAAAGUAGAAUCUAUAGUGCAAUAGACUCUUAAUCAUAAAUUUAUGGAAUAUAUGGUUUAUAGCCAGUGCCAAGUGUUUGCCAAUUUAGAAAUGUAAGAUUAUCUGUAUAGAAACUGAUGAAAUUAUAAAUAAUGCACAGCAAUGCUGCUUAUUUGUGAUAAGGUUUUAAAAAUAUUGAGGAAUGGAGGCUUUAACUAUAUAUACUAGUAAGCGGUUUGACAUUAUUUUAGGUUUUCAUGAAAUGAAGUGAUUAUUUUGUAACCAUAUGAUAUGUAAUUAUUUGAAUGCAUGAACCAGAUGCCUUUUAUUAUCUCUAUAAAAUAUGUCUUUCUCCUUCAAAGUGGGCUGUUCUACACAAUCUUCACUGACCAGAUGAAGUGCAACAUGAACAUCAUAAAUUUAGAUCCAGAAGUUAGUGCAGAAGGCUUCCGAGUACUCCUUGAUUUCAUGUAUACAUCACGGCUUAGCUUGAGGGAAAGUAGCAUUAUGGCCGUUAUGGGCACCGCCCUUUACUUGCAAAUGGAACAUGUUGUGGACACAUGUCAGAGGUUCCUCAAGUCAAGGUAAUUCUCAUUUGCUAAAUUGUGAUAGCAUUAAUGUAGACAUUAAUGACUGUAUUCUUUAUGAUCUGAUUACUUCAAACCAUUUCUAGACCUGUACUAUAACCAUUUCUAGACCUAGACCUGUAAAUCUUGUUGAUCAUCCAGAGUAAUUUCUGGUGUCUUAUUUACACCUAUAGUAACUGGAAGUCUAAUGAAUGAAUACUUAUUUGAAUGAAAUGGGAGACAUAAUUUUUUUCACUUUUUGGGGGGAAGUUGUCUUGUUCCAUAACUUAUCUUUAAUAAUAGUUGAAGUUUACAUCUGUUUGUUAAACUGGAUGUUACUCGUUAAAUAGUUUUUUGAAGUUAAUGAACAGCUUUACAUAGUUUGAGGAUUCUGGUGUUUAUAUCAGGAUGUAUUUCUCUCUCCUAAUGCUUGUAAUCUAUAUGACUGGUAGAACCCUUUUGUGGAUGUCUGUGGUAUCUUGCUGGUCUCUGUAUCUAAUAUAAUUUUCUUGUGGUUUGCUAGCACUGAAGAAAUUGUGAACACAGUGAAAAUACCUAGAGGAGAAGACUAUCUUCCUGGCAGAACAAUGCUGCCACAAGAUGUCAUGACCUACAGAAACUGUGAGAUGUCUGAAAAUACUGUACCUCUUCGAAAUGCAGCCAUUUGUGAUGGGAGGCCCUACAUCCCAAACCUGUACAAUGGUCCUACAUCAUCUUAUCCCAUAUACAGUCACAUCCCUGUGCAUGGUUUCCUAUUUCCAGAGGACGAUGUAAGAGAUGUGCAGAUGGCAGAGAUGCAAAGAUCGAGUCGAUAUUCUAAGGAAAGUUUGUUGCCCGGAGAAAAUUCAAGAACUGUAUUGGGAGACUAUAGAACAACAGCUACAGACUUGUCGGUCAACAUGUGCCAGACAAAUAUCUACUCUCCAAAGGAAGCAUCAUUGGAAGAGCCCAGAAAUGACUCUCAUUACAAUGUGGCAGGGUCCCGAUCUGCUGGUCCAUCUGUAAGAAAUAGUCCCUUUUACACCUGUGAAAAAGGGAAGGAAGAAGAGAGGACAUCCUCAGAGGAUGAAAUAAGUCAGCACUUUAAACCAACAAACUCUCCAGUCAAUCGCAAGGGUCUUGUUAGCCCACAAAGUCCUCAGAAAUCAGACUGUCAACCCAACUCUCCCACUGAGUCCAGCAGCAGUAAAAAUGCUCGUAUUUCACAGGAAUCUGGUUCUCCUGUCUCCAAAGUCUCUGGUGAUCCAAAGGCUUGCAACUGGAAAAAGUAUAAGUUACUCAACUCUCUCAAUCAGAGAGAGAAGGAAGGUUGUGCCAACCAAAAUGAAAUGGGUAGCCUCUCUCCACAGUCCUGUACAUCUCAAUCUUCAAGUCAACAGCUGGUCAAGUCAGAAAACAUGGAUAUUCAGGCUACAGUUAAGAUGAAUGGUGGCACUGAUGCAUCAUCAAUACCACAAGCCAGCAAGCUGAACAAUAUUGUAAAUAGGUAUGCCAUUGUAUUAUUGAGAUGUUUUAUUUUAAUUUUAUUUUUUAUUCAGGAAUAUUGUUGUUGCACCACCAGCUUUAAUGCAUAGUUUAUAGUUCCACAUCAAUGACAGAAAUUGCCGUUUUAUGCAAUUUGUAUUUUUGUAUUUAUACAGUGUGGGACUUUUUUUGGAAGUAAUCUAUUUAUAUUGCAUGUCAGAAGAGGCUUUCGGCCUUUAUAGACAUUAAUGGCUGUAAUUUAUAUGAUCUGAUUACUUCAAACCAUUUCUAGACCCAAAGACUGUAAAUCUUGUUCCUCAUCCAGCACAAUUUCUGGUGUCUUAUUUACCCCUAUAGUAACAAGUUUACAUCUCUUUUAUUCCAGGACUUUGGAAAGUUCCCCACAGAGCAGUGAAGGGCAUUCGCCUCUCUACAUUCACACACCCAAAUUUGGAUUGUUCUCCUCACAAUCACCACCUGAAAUGUGUCCUCACACCCCUGGCUCCAAUUUUGGUGAAGAGAUGGCUGAAACGCAAUCUGAGUACUCAGACUCCAGCUGUGGUGAGUAAGAAAUUCUCAAAAAAGGUAACAGGAUAAUCCAUGGAAUCUCAGCCCUUAAUCUGCUUUGACAGGAGCACUUUAGUGUUAGGAAUUCAAAGAUGUAUUACUAACAGUAGAGUGUCCCUCUGCCCUGGGCCCUUCCCCAGGUCCAUCCUCCAUCCAUGAGAGGGUUUAAAAACCUGAUUCCUGGGUCACACUGAUCCUCUGCUCGCAUUUAUCCUUCCCUAUAGGAAAGCAUUGACUGGAUGUCCUCAAGCACAGCAUGAGGAUGUCCAUCAUCGUUUUAACUCUGUGAAACUGCAAGAAGCACCCACUAGAUCCAGUCUUAACACUGCAAUGCUUUUACAUUGCAGGGUUUUGCUAAAACGACAAGGUUUACAAGGUUAAGGGGACAGGAACACUGCACCCAGACCACUUAAAUAAGAUAAAGUGGUCUGGAUGCCUCUAGUGUCCCUUUAAUGUUUUAUAUAUUUACAUGCUGCAAAACAAAACUCAACAUGUGCAAAGAAAGUGAUACGUUUCUUGUAAAAACUGUUUAUAGGACUAUUCUUUAUUAUAUUUAAAAUGUAGAAUUUUUUGCGCUGUGUACAUAACAUGGAGUUUUAUAGUGCAGAAUAGAGUGCAAAAGUCAUUUGCAUUAUAGAAAUAAUACACUUGGUUCUCAAUUCCUUACAAAACCAUUGUUAUUUAGGUGCAAGGGAACCUUUCAGUUCCCUACACAACAUAACUUGUGACUUUGUCUGAUCUUUAGCGUCUUUGAAAUAUCACUGAUGUUUUUAUCUUACUUUCCCUUCUGCUAUUCCACAGAAAAUGGUACUUUCUUCUGCAAUGAAUGCGACUCUCGUUUCUCAGAGGAAGGUUCCCUGAAGAGGCACACACUCCAGAUGCACAGUGACAAGCCGUACAAAUGUGACCGCUGCCAAGCUUCAUUCCGCUACAAGGGCAAUCUUGCCAGCCAUAAAACUGUUCACACAGGUGCGUGUCUGCCUUCUGACAUAUUCCUCAUUUAUUUUAUUUUUUUUGUAGAGUUUAUAUCUAAAAGUAUGACUUUUACGUGUCAGAUGCAGUUUUCUCAAAAUAUGUCCCAUCUGUAAAAUAGCCUAAAUUUUAAGUAAAUAGUCCUUUUCAUGAAACCCAAUAGAAUGUUAAAUUAAUAAUCCACACACUUAAAAGCACUUUAGCUUGCCUUUGUGCUUUAUGUGUGAAGUGUGUGUUAUCUUUGUUUCAUUUUACAUAAAGUGCAGAUUUCAAUCUGAACAUUUGUAAAUUAACCUUUUUUCACCCUUUGGUUAUCAAUGAGACACCUGGUCCUGUUACAUUCUGGUAGUUUAGUUUUGUGGAGCUAAACCCAAAAGGCAGGCAAUUGCUCUAAUGGGUUUAUAGCAUUUGCAAGCUAUUUGUAGAUACACCCCAAAUAAGAAAAAUGCAUAAUUAAAUGCAUGCAUGUUUUCAUUAGGAUAUAUAUAUACUAAAUAGUUAUUUUUAGGGGUUUUUUUGUUUUUGUUUUUUUUAAUGGGCUGUGCAGUGUCCCUUUAACAGACUGCAAUGCUUAAGCCCAGAGGUAAGCUAACUUUUUAGAUGACAUCACACCUGAAUCAAAUUUACGUUUUGAUAGUGCUAUCUAAAUGUGUAUAUCAUUGUUUUAAAUAGAUGCAAGAUUUUCACAAGUUUUAAAAUGCGACUAAGAAUAUGUUGGGUAAAGGUCUCCCGGGAAACACCACUCCCCUGCCUAGAUUAGGUUAUUUCAUACUUUAAAAUAAAAGUUCUAAAUCACAAAGUAACUCUAAAGUCACUGUCUGAGAAACUAUCCAUUCAUUUCUUACUGGACAUGUUGUGCAUAGCUUUUACUUUAGCAGAGAAGCUGCAAUGCAAAUUAUAGCAAUCAUUAUUUCUCUUGUUAAAACAAAAUAAAAAGAUCAUGACAGUUAAUUUCCCCAAAGGGCUGAAGUGUAUAAAGUAAUUUGAAGGCCUCUUCUUGGUCCCAGAGACCAAUGUUUUUUAUGUUUUUUUAGUAACUGCAACACUGAAUGGGAAGGACAAAAUGUCAGUCACUGCUCCUCAGCUAAUGCAUGGGGUAUCUGUAAUAUCCAUAAGGCAUCUGGUAUUUGCCUUUUAUGGCCCAAUGCAUGUGUGUCUCUAUACAGAAAGUACGUAGAUCAAGAAGAAGAAUUGUGAUCUAUAUAGACAGGUGCCUCAUUUAGUAUUGCUCUGGUUUUACAAUAAUUGUUUCUGCUUAUGUUGUAGGUGAAAAACCAUAUCGCUGCAGUAUCUGUGGUGCACAGUUCAACAGGCCUGCUAACCUAAAAACCCAUACCAGAAUUCACUCUGGAGAAAAGCCGUACAAGUGUGAAACUUGUGGAGCGAGGUUUGUCCAGGUGAGUGCCUUUAAUGUGCCAUGCUCUUAGUGCAGCAUCAUAACAAAAAUCUAUCUAUCUAUCUAUCUACCAAGCAGCAUCAUAAUAAAAUGCUAUCUAUCUAUCUAGCUAGCUCUCUCCCUAUCAAUCGAGAUUCUUAGGUUUAUGUCUAUAUUAAUAUGUUUGGUCAUUUUCAUGUUUUUUCUAAUUUGAUUGAUUUUUUUUUAAUUUUAAUUUUAUAAUUUUAGGUUGCCCAUCUCCGUGCACAUGUACUUAUACACACUGGAGAGAAACCAUACCCUUGUGAAAUCUGCGGAACUAGAUUCCGACACCUGCAAACAUUAAAAAGUCACCUCCGUAUCCACACUGGGGAGAAACCCUAUCACGUAAGUCGUAAAACUAAAUCUGGGACCAUCAAACUAUCACAGAAACAUGACCCUUUAAAGUUAGAAGUUUUGAUAUCAGCGAAGAUGCUUAUCUCCCAUAUAGCGAUUUCAAUGGUGAAAACAUAUAUAUUUCACAUCAAAAUCUCCUUACAAGAUUGGUAUCUGUGUUAAAACUUAGAAAAGUGAAUAUUAUAUAGAUAGAAUGAGAAGAAUCAUUUUACUAUGCAAAAACAAAUGGCAUAUCCGUCUCAGGUUCUGAAAAUAAAUGACUAGUGAUUUCUUUUAAAUAAUUAUUUAUGUAAAUCCUAUUUUCUUCAUGAACCAGAAUCAUAACAAUUUCCUUCUUUUCUUUUCUUCCAUUCUAGUGCGAGAAAUGCAACCUUCAUUUCCGCCACAAAAGCCAACUAAGACUUCAUCUUCGUCAAAAACAUGGAGCAAUCACCAAUACAAAAGUCCAGUAUCGCGUGUCCCCAGCAGAGUUGCCCCCUGAGCUCCCCAAAUCUUGCUGAACCUCUGGUCUAACCCACCAAAUGUGGAGUGCCUCUUUUUUGACCUGUUAGUGCAGAUGGGUGAAAUGAAACGGGUUUAGCUUUUUUUUUUUUGUCCUGGUCAUGUGAAAUGUGCACCCUUCAUUGUAAAUUUUUUAAUUUUUAUGUCCGUGUGUUGGAGUGACCAUGCGCUUUCUAUUACUUCAGCAUUGUAAUUUUCAUCCAGGAGCAAAUCUGUGAUGUGGAAAGGAUGUUUGGAGGACAAAGAGUGUUAAACCCUGCUUCUCCAUUGAGGAAGCAAUGCACUGAUGAUUCCGCACAAAGCGGAAAACAAAAGCAUCUGGGAACACCAGUCACCUUAUUGGUCAAAAGACAGAAUACUAGAAAGGCUGGCAAGGACUCAAAGAGCUGCCCAGCAAAUCCGUUCCAACUUUGACAUUUGCCAAGAUGCCCUGCGGAGUGCAGCUUUCUGCUUUAUGCUUGACUUUCUUUAUUGGGGGUAAAAUUAUUUUACAUUUGUACCUCUAAGUAAAGGGGUUGGCGUUUUUGUAUCCAGUAAUGAUUUGAUAAUAACUGGGGAGAGAAAAAACAAAAAGCCAAAUAGUAAAUGGAAAUAAUUAGAUGGGGAGGGGUUGCUUCUUCAUGGACCCUAAAAAAAAGUAUCCAGGCUACAACUCUUGAUUGGGAUAUCAGCAGUCUCUGGAGGGACUCUUUAAAAAAAAGAAGCACUUGUACUAAUCACUUACUCUCAUUAUAGUGAAACCAUUCGCAGAGCCAGCCUCUCUAAUAGAGAGGCCAGUGUUGCUGCUGCCUGGUGUGGCAUAUGAGGUGGUGAUUAUAAUUUAGCACCUUUUUUUCUCUUUUGAAAUAAAGAAGCACUAGUCUUCGUCAAAAGGAAUAUCUAAGGCACAGCCAGGAAGUGUAUUUCUUUUUAGGGAUAGUGUCAAAAAGUUUGCUCGAAUGUUUAAUGUACUUAGAUGGAAAAUGCAGGGGUAUGGUUGAGUCUGUUAACCGCUUAGCUGCCGAAGACCUUGAAAUACUCCAAGAUUUUCCAGGCAGAAAAGGAGUUAAUUAACCAAUGAGUAUGAUCUACUUCUCAAUUCUGCCCCUGCUGAACUCUGCACAUGCCCAGCCUAAAUCCCCAUGUUUGUAAAGCAAUAAGGCGUCCUGGGGUCAUGUUGUGAUUGGUAGCAUUACCUUGUAGUCUAGGCUGGUUUGACUCCAGAGGUGCCUUGCUGCCCCAGUUGCAAUAUUUUACCAGCACUAAGAGGCACCAAAAUCUAAUAUUUUUCUAGCCUUUGGCUUAAUUGCACCCCCAGAAAAGAUUUAUAUAUAUAUAUAUAUAAAUAUAUAUAUAGAUAUAUAUUAAAAGUAUUUAAUUUUAUGGUAUGCAAAAUGUGCACUCGAUUUUAAAGAAAACCUGAACAAAGAAUUCUUAUGUAUGCUUUUUAAGAGAGGGCUUUAACUUUUGUUAUAGUUUUAACCAAAGGAAAAGGAAUUUAUGGCAGAGUUGUAAAUAUCUAUAUAAAUAUACCUAUAUUAUGAAGAUUAAAAACAGAAUUAGAAAAAUUAAAUGAAUGCUAUAAAAACUGAAAUGCAGCAAACGUUUAGAUUGUAUCUGCAGGCAGAAACCAAUCUGAGAUUUGUUCAUGUGAUAGAGCACUUAAAAAUAUUUUAAAAGUAUUGCACCAGUGUACGUGAGAAGAUAUUUUGUCUAAACGCAACAGUCUUUAAAUCUUUUUUUUUUUUUCUUUAAUUAUAUUAUUUUUCUUUCCUGGAAGUGAAGGUUUACAGUUUGUUUAAAACUCAGACACCCUGUCGAAGGAAUAUGUGACUUCUCCUGUUUUAAAUUGUACGUCUGUAAAUAUGUAUAUUUUGUCUUUGGUGCCUUUUAACCCGAUCGGUGCCAGGGAGGCUGGCAGCUUCUUUGUGUUGGCAUUCUCACUGGCAGCGAAGGGGUUAAUGAAUGUUUUGAACCCUAUUGCUUUUUAAAGGUACAACCUACAGCUAGUCACUAAUCUUUGGGAAAGGUCAAUUUUUUUUUUUUUUUGUUGUUGUUGAUUUCUAUGAUGCUUUUUGUCCUGCUUGUGUUUUAAUAAUGUACUGCCGGGAGACAGGGUUUGGGCUGUUUCUAAAACUGCAUCAUUGCAAUGUAAACUAUAGCUGUACAAGUAGAAAAAAAUAAAAUCGUCAACAAGCAGAAAGGACAUGAAGUUUGCGUGUGUUUUCUUAUAAAGUUACUGUUUUAGUGCGGAGAUCAUAAACCUUUUAUUUGUUCCUGUACCAGACAUCUAACCUUUUCAGGUAAAUUUUCUGUCCUCUUUUUAUC
Pelobates cultripes (western spadefoot toad) is the source of this 18268-nucleotide messenger RNA. NCBI's taxonomy places the organism in Eukaryota, Metazoa, Chordata, Amphibia, Anura, Pelobatidae. The record is from the annotation of a GenBank genome assembly.